AUGUUGAUCUCGUCGACAUAUGCCUUUGCCUCACCACCUCUGAUUUGUUCCACGGCCACUUAUUCCCGACUCCAACCCCCAUCUCGAGAUACGAUCGACAUCUCUUCUUCUUCUUCAUCUUCAUCUUCAUCUUCUCCCCCCCCCAUCUGACCUUGCUCUCUCAUUUCCCGUCUUCCUGUCUGCUGUCUGCCGUCUGCCGCCGCCACCUGGCCACCACCACCACCAACGAACGAGCCGACACGUACCCAUCCCCGAUCUGCGGGUAAAGCGUUUCAAAACAGUCGCGAAUGGCUUGCAUCUUGCAUCUCGCAUACACGCACACCGUAUUUUUCCCUUUCGUCUCUCUUCUCCAUUCAUUCAUUCAUUCCCACUCCACUGUCUGUCA
Molecule: messenger RNA, 385 nt
Organism: Periconia digitata
Lineage: Eukaryota; Fungi; Ascomycota; Dothideomycetes; Pleosporales; Periconiaceae
Source: the annotation of a GenBank genome assembly